Molecule: messenger RNA, 9735 nt
Organism: Cervus elaphus (red deer)
Lineage: Eukaryota; Metazoa; Chordata; Mammalia; Artiodactyla; Cervidae
Gene: TEAD1
Product: TEA domain transcription factor 1
Exons: 14
Coding region: 529-1839 (436 amino acids)
Biological process (GO): hippo signaling; regulation of transcription by RNA polymerase II; embryonic organ development
Cellular component (GO): transcription regulator complex
Molecular function (GO): DNA-binding transcription factor activity, RNA polymerase II-specific; RNA polymerase II cis-regulatory region sequence-specific DNA binding
Source: RefSeq, a predicted model, not a curated record
AUUCCUGUCCUCAUUCCGAACAUUCUUAGCAUCGCUCGCGCCGUGCCGCGCCGCCCGAGCCGAGCCGAGCCUCUGCAGCCGCCGCCGCGGCCCCGCCGCCCGCCGCGGGCGCCCAUCAAGCACUUUGCAGACUCGCUUCCACCCUGCGGGCCAGUCCGCGCGGCGGGGCCCGGGCUCGGGGCGGCCGCGUCCGGGGACAGGCCAUGCAGUGAAUCCCCCCCACCCCGUCCACCUUUGCCCGGAGCCGUGGGCAGCAGCCCAGUUCGUCUAGCCGGUCCCGGGGCAGGAGCGGUGUUAGGCAGGGGUGGGGUGGCCCAGCCCGGGGAUCGGGAAUCGGGGAGGGAGCCGGGCUCCGAGCUGAAGGCGGGGGAAGCGGCGCCGAAGUUUGCCUCGGACUCGCCAGGCGCUGCGGCGGCUCCCUUCGCCGAGGUUUAUUUUCUUGAAAAGGCUCCAGGCUUCGGCUUGGAAAAUCCAACCGCCAAAAUUGAGCCCAGCAGCUGGAGCGGCAGUGAGAGCCCUGCCGAAAACAUGGAAAGGAUGAGUGACUCUGCAGAUAAGCCCAUUGACAAUGAUGCGGAAGGGGUCUGGAGCCCCGACAUUGAGCAGAGCUUUCAGGAAGCCUUGGCUAUCUAUCCACCAUGCGGGAGGAGGAAAAUCAUCUUAUCAGACGAAGGCAAGAUGUAUGGUAGGAAUGAAUUGAUAGCCAGAUACAUCAAACUCAGGACAGGGAAGACGAGGACCAGAAAACAGGUGUCUAGUCAUAUACAGGUCUUAGCAAGAAAGAAAGUUCGAGAAAUUCAAGCCGCCAUUAAGGUGUCUAGUCACAUUCAGGUUCUUGCCAGAAGGAAAUCUCGUGAUUUUCAUUCCAAGCUAAAGGUAACAAGCAUGGAUCAGACCGCAAAGGAUAAGGCCCUGCAGCACAUGGCCGCCAUGUCGUCAGCCCAGAUCGUCUCGGCCACUGCCAUUCACAACAAGCUGGGGCUGCCUGGGAUCCCACGCCCCACCUUCCCAGGGGCACCGGGGUUCUGGCCAGGAAUGAUACAAACAGGGCAGCCUGGAUCUUCACAAGACGUCAAGCCCUUCGUGCAGCAGGCCUACCCCAUCCAGCCAGCAGUCACGGCCCCCAUUCCAGGGUUUGAACCUGCAUCAGCCCCAGCUCCCUCGGUCCCGGCCUGGCAGGGCCGCUCCAUUGGCACAACCAAACUUCGCCUGGUGGAAUUCUCAGCUUUCCUUGAACAGCAGCGAGACCCAGACUCGUACAACAAACACCUCUUCGUGCACAUCGGGCACGCCAACCAUUCUUACAGUGACCCAUUGCUCGAAUCAGUGGACAUUCGUCAGAUUUAUGACAAAUUUCCUGAAAAGAAGGGUGGCUUAAAGGAACUGUUUGGAAAGGGCCCUCAAAAUGCCUUCUUCCUCGUAAAAUUCUGGGCUGAUUUAAACUGCAAUAUUCAAGACGAUGCCGGGGCUUUUUACGGCGUAACCAGUCAGUAUGAGAGUUCUGAAAAUAUGACAGUCACCUGUUCCACCAAAGUUUGCUCCUUUGGGAAGCAAGUAGUAGAAAAAGUAGAGACGGAAUACGCAAGGUUUGAGAAUGGCCGAUUUGUCUACCGAAUAAACCGCUCCCCAAUGUGUGAAUAUAUGAUCAACUUCAUCCACAAGCUCAAACACUUACCAGAGAAAUAUAUGAUGAACAGUGUUUUGGAAAACUUCACAAUUUUAUUGGUGGUAACAAACAGGGAUACACAAGAAACUCUCCUGUGCAUGGCCUGUGUAUUUGAAGUUUCAAAUAGUGAACAUGGAGCACAGCAUCAUAUUUACAGGCUUGUAAAGGACUAACCGUGGUUAUUUAUAUAUAUAGAUAUCUGUAUAUACACACACAUAUGUGCGCACACACACACACUCUCUCCAUGAUCGAGCGACUGACUGUAAACCUCACCAUGCAGGGGUGCUGCCCUGGCCUUGAGGUCACCCCGAUUUUUCUAAAUCCUGUUUGAAGUCAUUUUUUCAUGUGUUCAUGCUCAUUGUAGCUGUGAAGUUCUGGUACAGUUGUAAAAAGAGAAGUCGAGUUGUUUCUGUGUUACUCAGAUCCACAGCCCACAAUUCCUCGGAAAGGUGAACCUUAAGAACCCAAGUCUCUGUCUGCAGAGACCUAUUUCUCAUUGUGGUAGAAAAAAAAUUGAGACAGAGCAUUUGCCAUUGGACAUUUACAGCCUUUAUACAAAUGUAUUUAGUGUGUUUUUUUUUUCCAACAUAAAAUUCUUGUUUUAAGAUACAAGUAAAAUUAAUCUUUAAAUAUAAAUGUAAAUUAGUACACAAAACUAAGAAUCUUUAGACUUAUCUUUGUAACUAAUUAGGGUGGAAGUUAUGAAAGAAUGUAAUUCACUAAAUUAUUUUUUAAAUGAAACUUUUCUUUCUUUUUGAAACCAAAUGUUAAAAUAUAGCCUUAAGAAAUACUUGGUAGAAAUAUCCUAAUGAGACAAAUUUGUACUUUUUUCCUCAAGGUUAAAACUAAUCUCCUAAUCCAUUAAACUCUUGAAACAGGUAUUACAGAGGAAGAAAACUUCACCCCUUAUCCUUAACAUAUAUAGUAUAUUUAAAAAAUAUAAAAUUGUAUUGUACUAAUGUGAUGAUUAUUUAAUGAAAAAAAAAAAGAUGGCUCUUUUUGCAAUAAGUAGAUAAAUACUGAAAAUCUAAGCUUACAAUGUUUAUAGUCUUGUGUGUGCAGUUAUAUUUUAUAUGGACAACCAAAUUUUUUUAUUAAGAUGAGUAAAUAUUUGAACCACUGAAAUUUAAUAACAAAAAUUCAAAAUUGGCAUGAAUACUGCACUGUGAGCUGCAAAUUAUAGAAAACCCUGUGGCUGGGAGAAAUUUCAUCAAACCAAACUUGUAAAAGGCUCAUCAGUUUUAGGAUUUCUGCUCCCCGGAAAAUCACAAGCAUACUCACCAGCCUGUGGAUAAAUUAUUUCUGGUGAUCCAGCAUGCAUAUUAACCUGCUGUAACUAUGUGUGUAUGUGUGUGUGUACAUACAGACAUACACAUAUGUAGUUAUUCAGCGCUUAUUUAUUGAACAUCUGUUCAGUGUCACUCAGUCUGCCCGGUGCUGAUACAUGUAUUUCUCAAUCUGUGUCCGUAGAUUUUGGUGUAUUCUCUAAGGACACCCAUUUUCUUGACAUCUCUCAAUAAGUCACAAUACUUACUUGACUGAGGCUGAAGAGGCUCGGCUAUCUAUGUCUGCCCUUUCCAAACAGGUUCAUUUGGGACGUUUUCUUCCCAAGAGAGAUUCAGCUUUCCAACCCAUAUAUUCCAAAGCAUUGUCCAGGCAGAGUUGGUGUGGUGUGGUCACACGUCUUGUCACUUCCAUACAUUGGGAAGGGGACAGGGCAUACUCCUACCUUCCUGGAGGAAAUUGACUUGUUGACAAUUGUCGGGAGUGUUAACACUACAGAACAUGAAAUGUCUUGCAAGUUGUAAAGCAUGUCAAGACUUUUACAUCAAGCCAGAAAAGUAAAAAAAGCUUUGUACUGUCACAUUCAAGUAACCUACACACCCUCUUCCCUAUUCCCCGCAACCAACUGUGACCCUGCUUAUAUAUUGGCUAGUAUCUGAGGUCAGGAGCAUGAGGGUGUGGCUGGUUUGUGGAAACAGAAUGCUGAACCAAGCCUAACCGCACCCAAACCCAUGACCCUGGUCCCUGGGAAGACCAGAGGAAAAAGUGCAGAACUUUCCCCUUUUGGAAUGCACAUCCCUUACAUCAGCCAGCAGGAUGGUGUGCAUCUUCCCUCCAUAAACAGACUACAGUUUGUUCCCUGAUUCCAAGUGGGCCUUUGAAGAGUUGACCCAGCGGCCCACCCUUCCAUCUGGUUUUCGGCCCACGUAUUAAGCUUCUCCCUUGGUCAUCAUACUUAUGACUUCUGUUGGUCACCCCUCUUACAGGUGCUUCUUUUGCUCCCAUCUCCUGCAUCUUACUGAAGAUUAUCCCCAGUCUUCUCAGGACCUAGGGGUGCAAGUGAUCUUAGGUGGCCAUCCCAGAACUUCAGGGGAAGAGGUAUCUGGUUCACGUUCUCUCCCGGGGAUGGGACUCUUCCGUGCUGCCAGGAGGGCUCUUAGGAUUUACUUUUUUCAAAGCACAAAUAGACUGAGACCCAAAAACACCAGCUAGAGAUUAGUUCUGUUUACUGAACAGUAGAUCAUACCCUGGCCUCCCAAGGUCAGGCUGGGCCCUCUGAUGCUUGUCCUCUUCCUCCAGAUGCCUUUGUAGUUGCAUUUGGGGUCUCCAUGGAUGACCUUGAGGGUUACUUUUUGCUCUUAAAAAAAGUUUGCUUCUUGUCUUGUUCUAAAGAUUUCUCCAGGGCAGGUAGUUUCCCUGUCUUAACCACUGGUCCAUUUCUCUGUCUCUUUUAAAUUAGACCCUGGGAUUAGAUUUGUGUGACAACAUCUAAUCCAAGUCUGGUUUUUGGUCUUUGACCAUUCAUGGCAGAGUCUUAUUCAUUUGUCAAGCUUUCUGAACCAUAAAGAAGCCUUUCCAAAACUCUGUCCUCGCGGCUCUCUUCUGGGUGCUCCAUCUCCUGGUUGACCCUCCACUCCCAGGAUUGAUUCAGGGACAUCUUGUGCUUUCACUGGAGAGUUUGGAGGCCACUUUCCACAGCCUGAAUAGGAAGAAACUAAAGAACUGAGCUUUGGUCUCUUGGCGUUCAUUUCCCAUCUUAGCAAGAGACCUAAGUAAAGUCGAGGCUUUUUCAAAACAUGUCCUAGAAUCCCAGAAUGUCUAAGCUACCCUAGACCAGGGUUUCUCAACCGUUUCUAGACACUGCCGACAUUUGGACCAGAUAAUUCUUUGUGGUGCAGGGCUGUCCUGUGCCUUGUAGGAGGUUUAGCAGCAUCCCUGGCCUCUGCCCACUAGAUACACUCUUUCCCCAGUUGUCACAACCCCAAGUAUCUCCAGACAUUGCCAAAUGUCCCACGGGCCACAGAAUUGCCCCUGCUUAAAAAGCACUGCCCUACAUCCACAGGUCACAAAUGCCAUACUUGACAUCUUCUUUUUCCUUCCAUUUUAUCCUGAGAAAGCUUCUCUCCUGGGAGCCUUGUUUCAGGCCAUCAAGAGACAGGUAGGAAUAUUAUUCAAAUGACAUUGUGUCCGUGUUUCUUCCUGUUUCAGAGCCUCUACUUCACAACGGAGUCUCUCAGCUACAAGUAUUCUUUCCUUCCUCCCUGGGGAAAUCGGGGACAACUGGUUACCAACAUCCCUGUGAUCAACUCACACUGCUUAAAGAGCAUUUCUAAUUUGCUCUUCAUUCCUUAUUUCGUCUGGUUAAAAAAUGCCACCCAUCUUCAUUAUUUCUCAUAAGGUUAUUGUUCUCAUUAUCAGACCUUUGAUCAUUUCAGUAAAUUUCUUCUGGCCUUCUACUUUUAGCGUUAGACUCAAUGUUUUUUGUAGAAUUUAUAGAAACUUCUGGAACACUUCAUCUUUAAAGAUGGAGGAGAGAAGGACUCGUUUUGUAAGGGGACUGCUGGAGUUAUUCUUUACUAAGCUAUAGGAGAGCACAGUCUACAGGCAUACCUCGGAGGCAGCACAGGCUUGAUUCCAGAGAACCACAAAAAAGCAAAUGUCACAGUAAAACGAGUCACACAGUGCAUGUGAAAUUUAUGUUUACCUAUAUUGUAGUCUAUUAAAUGUGCAAUAGUAUUAUGGCUAAAAAAAAAUCAAUGCACAUACCUUAGUUAAGAUAUUGCUGAAAAAUGCCAAAACAAUGACAAUAGUAACUUAAAGAUCACAGAUCAUCAUUAAAAAUAUGAAAACAAUGAAAAAGUUGGAAUAUUGUGAAAAUUAUCAAAAUGUGACACCGACACAAAGUGAGCAAAUGCUGUUGGAAAAAUGAUGCUAGCAAACUCAUUUGAUACAAACCUGCAAUUUGUAAAAACUGCAAUAUUUAUGAAAUGUGAGAAAACGAGGUAUGCCCAUGACCUCCUCCAGUCUGUAGAUGAGAGAGCUGAGAUCCGGAGGAGACGUGACUUGUCCAAAGUCACGUGCUGGUCAGUGACAGCUGGCUAGGAAGGCUCUAGGACUCUUGCCACUUGAUCCUUGGCCUUUUGGUGGGGGUUGUUCCUCUUUGGUGCUCAGUGAGGAAGAGAGGGAGAGGAAGACCCUUCUCCUGCCAGAGCAAGAGCAUCCCCUGGGGUUGAUGCUGCUUCUUCCUUGAGGAUCUUGUUGGGGAGGCAUCCACCAGCAGAUAGGAAAGCUGAUGAGCCUUUUCCUUAUCCCGAGGACAGUUCACCUGCCACAGGCUCUGAAUCAAAUUUUUCUUCACAAAACAUCCCAACAGCAAAGUCCCACUCUCAGACCAGCCAAAAAAAAAAAAAAAAACCCAGCCCCCAUGCCCAGAACUUGGUGUUACAGACCCAAGUCUUCUCUUUAGGUCUCAACACUCUAGCGGCUUUUGCAGUUUGUUUUUGUACAAACAUAAAUUAUUUAAAUCACACAAGAUGACAGUCAACUUUUCAAACCAGGUACCAAUCACUUGUAUGAUUUUUGUCUAUGCUCUGGUACACUACGCCUGUUCUAACGAAGGGUAGAACCCAUUUUGUGUGUUGGUGUUCACACCUGUGACAUUAAGAGGAUACGUCUGCAUUGCUUCUUUCCUUCUGUUGAUGUUUCUGUGGUGAAACCCUGCACAUGUCAUUUCUGAAAAGCCUUAAAUCUUCGCGAUGUUGCAUGUAGGGUUUGCAGUGCAGAAGGCUGCCUCAGAACUGUGAGCCCUUUUGUAAGCUGGAAGCAUUUCUCUUACUAUUGUUACUUUUGUAGGAAGUUUUCAAUUCAGAGCUGCCAAAGCGUUCAGUAAGCAGUGCCUUAGUGAUACUUAGUCGUGCCGCCAGCCUUUUCUCACAUCAGUUCUCUAUGUCCCUUUGCUAAUCGGCCCAGUAUUUAAAACAGAAUAAGCAAUUGUUGUUUUCAAUUUUAUUUUUCGUAAGCCCAUUUUUCUCCAUAUCUAUAGGAAACUGACUUCUUGGUCUGAAAUCCGAAAUGAACAGAAGUCAGUUCAUUGACCACACCGUCCAAUGUCUAUACCAAAACGGAAGGUCUUGCAACUUCAUAGUUUACUAUGAAAAGCAAAUUGUACACUUUAAAUGUUGCCUUUUAAAUCCACGACCAAAAACUUAGCUAUUUGUGAACCUUCUGCACUCUAGCAUGAAAGUGCCUUUGGUUUGAGAUUCCAGCUUAGAAAAGUGCUGCCAUAAUCAUGAUAAUUUGUAGAGAGACCAAAAAUAUUCUGAGAUCACCGUAAUGCCUUUGGUUUACCGGGAUGAAUAACCAACGACAGGCCUCUGUUCACAAGAGCACGACGCAGACCCCGCCUGCUGUGCAUCAUACGCCGUAGGGGAGCACCCCCACCACUCCCAGCCCUGGAGCCCACGGCAGCAGGAGGCUCCCCAGAAACUGGUAUGUUUGUGUGCCAGGACCCAGUGCGCCAUCCCUGCCCAUCGCCCAGCCCUGCGUCCGCCCGAGGGGACUUGCACACAAGCCGCAGGCCGUCAGCCAGUGGACAGGUGUGACCUUCUCCGUACGCUUGUGUUCACUCUGUAGAGCCUGCCCUUCCACUCAGAUGCCAGCGCGCACUUCUCCGGUUUACGCAGUGAUACCGUUUUGAAAGUUGGAAGCCUCAAACUGAGAUGACAGUGCAGAACAAAAAAUGGUUUAGGGUCAUCACAAUUGACGUGUUCUUCUUAGGGCGAAAAUGUUGACUCUGAGUGUUGUCUGAAUGUGCUAUGAGAAACUCCCAAAGAGUACCACUCACAAUUCGGAAUUUUCAAAGAAUGUUCCAGCCCUCUAAAGGGCAACUCUUUUAGAGUCCGUGUUGGCUUUUAUCAAAACUUUGUGUAAAUUGGGAAAACUGAUAGAGGGGAGGAAGAGGAGUGAAAAGGACGAGAAGGCAAAAACACCAGCCAAAUAAAAGCCAGGACAAAAAAAAAGACUGUUCUUUACCAAUAUAGACUUUACAAUGACAUUAGAAUCAUUGAAAGUUAGCCUCUGAAUGCGUAUGAUCCGUCUGUUUCUACCUGGUGUCUUUAAGAAUACCCUCUUUGGGCUCUCUGAAACUUCAGGAGUGAUUUCUAUCCACACCAAGUUGUGAGUACUCAUAGAAGUGUAUACAAUGAAAAAAAAAUGUCAAAUGAAAAGGAAAAUUGCUCAACACAAGUUAUAGUUAGCUGCUUGAAUUCAGCCCCUCUCUGUUAUGUCAAGACUACACCACAACUUGGAAGAAAUUAAUCAAAUAUUUGUUUUCCUGUUUCCCUCUUCAACUGUUACUGUGCUUUCUUUGGCAAUAGUUUUCUCUCAUUAACUCAUUGCUUAUAUUGUUAAGAAUGAAGGUUUGUGUUUAAAAUGUAUUGCAUUGCAAAGGAUAGUUUCACUGAAGUCAUGCACCAUAAAUAAGAUGAAAUAUUUGUAUUUAUUGUCCUACUUCCUAAGCUGUUAACUUGUUUUAUUCUGUGAAUUUGCAUUGAGUCUGUCAUAUGCCCCACUCCGUCAUUUUCAUAUUUGAAAUGGCAUUUAUUUUCCCUCUGUUCAUCAUUAAGUAGGGUCAGAUUCCAAAAGAUUCCACCUCUCUCAGGCUGGCUGUCUUUUGUCUGACUUCCAUUGUGAAAUUUCUUGUUCUCCUUUUCCUUAAGAGAGGCUGACAGAAUCUAGGUAUAUAUCAGUUGGAAACCAGUCUCUGGUUUUCUCUUUCCCUCCCUUCCUUUCUUCUUUCUCUUUUCCUUUUUGCCUCAGUCCUUUUCUGUGAUUAGUUUCACUGUGUAAAUUAGAUAUGAACUGCACUUCUUAAAAAAAAAAAAAUCUCCCUGUUACCUCCUUGAAAGAGUCACUUCCGUAGGCCUUUUUCAGUAGGCUCAUGACUGCAGAUAAGGAAGAAAAAAAAAGUAAAACAAAAACUACGUGCCUAAAAAUGACAAAAAAAAAAAUGUUUUGUAACAUUUAAAGAAGAAACCUGAAUAGCCUUUAAUUCUUAUUAAUAUGCUUAAAUUUUAUGUAAAUUGGUUUUUGCCACGUGUGUUUGUUCACAUUCUCAAUGACGUAAUGGGAUUCUCACAGUCUGUGUCUUCGUGUCACGUGUAUAAAAUGGGCUUGUGACGUAAGCGUUUCAUCUGCUCAGUGGUUCCUUUAAUAUUGUACUGCUGCUGGGAGUGGGCCGAGGAGUCUGCCUUUGGGCAGUAAGCUUCCUCUUGGAUAGAUUGGAGAGAUGGGGGGUAGGGGGUGCAAAUUCUCACAUAUGUUUUCUUAACCUAUUUGCAGAAGCUUUCAAAAGGCAUUUGGUUAAACCUCUUGGCAGUACAGUAUUCUUGUAUUUGUUAAUGUCUGUGUUUAGGUACUGGUACCUUUUUGUUUAAAAAUGUUCUAAGUGUUGGCUUUAAAGUGAAUUUAUCUUUAGUAUGAUAGUUAUAUGAAAAUUAUAGGGUUUGUGUGCAGAGAAUUUUUUUAUAAAGUGCUUUGUAAAAAAAAAAAUGUAUUCUAGCUUUCGCGGUACAUAUGUGUGAUAACUGUAAUAUCCAUGACAGUUAAGUGCAAUUAUUUCAUCACUCUAAAAAUGCUAUUUUUGUGUCAGUUCCUGCAGGUGUUUUCAUGUCUUUGCAAAGUGACACAUUUUGAUGCCUUCUUGAUAAAGUGGUAGACAUUUUGUAGCUUUAUAGAAACUUUGUAUUCAUACGGUAUCAAUGAAAAAUAAAGAAAAUGAAAGUGUG